CUGGAUGAUUACAUAACUGGUAAAAUUUUAUCAUUAGAAGACGAUCAAAUGGCGCUACGAGAACUGGGCGCUUCCAAAGCACAGGCGCUUCCGAUAACAUAUGGUUGCACCGAUGGCUUAACAACAGUGACGUCGACGUUACGUGGUACGACAGUCUCAAAAGGCCGAUUAAUUCCUGGUGCAAAUAAUUCUUUUGAUUCGGGUCAAAAUAUAUCGCCUAUAAACUCGAUAUCAAUUACUGGCUCACACUGUCGCCAAAUAGUAUCAUCAAGUGCUCCGGCUAGUAGUUUGGAUAUGGAAGCACUAGUGCGGAAUGUUAGUCAGGAUAUUGGCAAUGAUCAAGAUUUCUAUCGUGAAAGGAGAAAAAAAGAUAUACAUAAUAUGAUUGAGCGAAGAAGGCGUUACAAUAUCAAUGAUCGUAUAAAGGAAUUGGGACUUAUGCUUCCUAAAAGUUCAUCGGAAGAAUUGAAGCUAAAUAAAGGGACUAUAUUAAAAGCUUCAUGUGACUAUAUCCGGCAAUUACAAAAGGAUCGUGAAUUGAUGCUGCGUCAACAACAGUACCAGGCGAGGUUGGAACAGGCAGCACGGAUGUAUGCCGAUCGGGUUAAAGAGCUUGAAAAUCAUUUGCAAAAAAAUGGCAUUGCUAUACCACCAGCUUCGGUAAGUUUACCACCGAUACCAUUAUCAUCAUUUUCUAACGAUGAACGAUCCAUAAAACAAGAACCAUUCGAUGAAAUUCCUCCUUCACCAUCUCAUACGCCAUCUAAUUGUAUUAAUUCCACUGGAUUUGUGUCACAGUUAACUGAUACAACAGCUGCCAUUUCAAUCAAUAGUCCAGCAUCCGGUUUGAAUAAUCGUCGAGAUGGUGGUUCAUUUUUGAGUGCAACGGAUAAUCCGUAUUCUGCAAAUACUUUUACUCAGUCAAAUACACCAUCGUUGAAUUCGCAACAACAAGGAUUUCCGGACCUUAUUAUGGAUGAUUUAAAUGCAAUGCGUUCCAUUCUACAGGAUGAUCCAAUGAUAUCAGCAACUGGAACUGGGCCAUCACCAUCAACUAAUUUGAAUAAUCAAUUGUCACCAGAUAUACUAUGGGAUCAUGCAAACUUCUCACCGGACAAUCAACACAAUCAAACAGCUACAGCUAAUACAUACCAUGAACAAGGCAAUAUGGAUUUCACAUAA
Molecule: messenger RNA, 1182 nt
Organism: Acanthocheilonema viteae
Lineage: Eukaryota; Metazoa; Nematoda; Chromadorea; Rhabditida; Onchocercidae
Source: the annotation of a GenBank genome assembly